Trematomus bernacchii (emerald rockcod) is the source of this 4733-nucleotide messenger RNA. RefSeq names its product primary amine oxidase, liver isozyme-like. Bases 88 to 2367 code for a protein of 759 amino acids. Gene Ontology annotation, molecular function: copper ion binding; quinone binding; primary methylamine oxidase activity. NCBI's taxonomy places the organism in Eukaryota, Metazoa, Chordata, Actinopteri, Perciformes, Nototheniidae. The transcript is spliced from 5 exons. Gene Ontology annotation, biological process: amine metabolic process. The record is from RefSeq and is a predicted model, not a curated record. Gene Ontology annotation, cellular component: plasma membrane.
AGGGGCGCGGCUCUCUUCCAGGAGCCUCUGCGCGCUCUCUCCUGCGGGGCUCACUCCUCUCCUCCCUCUCUCCAAGCCCUGUGCCUAAUGGAAGAGAAGAGGAUGAACUCUUUAGUGAAAUGGACGCUUAUCCUCUUCGUCCUUGCCUCCAUCAUCCUCAACAUCGUCCUGAUCGGCAUCCACUCCAGCAGGGCGCCCAAAUGCUCCGCUCAGCGCGUGCACCCGCUGCGGCGCAAACACGACGAGCGCAGCGCCGUGUUCGCGGACCUCUCCCGGGAGGAGUACCUGCAGGUCCAGCAGUUCAUGCUAAAGCAGAAUAACUUGGAAAUAUCCACCAACCAGAUCUCCAAGCCGUCGGAUAACUUCCUGUUUCUAAUAGAUCUGUCUGUGCCAAAGAAAGCGGACGUGCUCGCGUAUUUGGACCGGAAUGGCGCCAAGCCGACCAGAGAGGCCACGGUGGUGGUGUUUUACGGUGCCAAAGGAUACAUCAAGGAGUACGUAGUGGGCCCUCUUCCCAACCCAACAUACGUCAACGAUGUCACCAUGGAGAGGUACCACAAGGAUCUGCCCAUCAGUGCGCGCACAGUCACCAUCGGGGAAUAUAAUCUGCUUUUCCAGUUUUUGGGAGACGUCUUCACUAAACUGGGGAAGAUCAUGAAGGAGAGCUUCGAUAUGGGUCCGGACAAGCAGCUGAACGCGUUCGAGCAGAUGCCCCGCGGAGUCCGGACCGGGGACAGGAAGACCUGGAUCUCCUUCUUCAGGGACAUGAGCGGCAUGUACAUCCACCCGGUGGGCUUCGAGGUGCUGGUCGACCACCAGAGCGUCAACGCGUCCGAGUGGAAGGUGGAGAUGCUGCUCUAUAACGGACAAUAUUUCGACUCCAUAGACGCACUGAAGGAUAAAUACGAUAAAGAUCUCGUAAAGAAGAUCGUCUACAAGGAGUCCCCUGAUUAUGGCUCUCUGAAACCCAGGAACAAGCCCCUGCAGGUCGGUCCGCAGCUCUUUAACGCGGAGGGGAAGCGCUACAGUGUCAGCAACAACCACGUCGUGUACAUGGACUGGAGCUUCGCCUUCGGGCUCAGCGCGCUCACGGGCAUGAGGGUGUUCGACGUGCGCUUCAACGACGAGAGGAUCGUGUACGAGCUGAGCGUGCAGGAGGCCAUGUCCGUGUACGGGUCGGUCACUCCCGGGAUGAUCCUGACAAAGUUUCUGGACUCCAGCAUCGGGAUUGGCCGCUUUGCGCACGAACUGGUCCGCGGGGUGGAUUGUCCCUACGAGGCGAGCUACGUGGACACAUACCGCUACAUUGAUGUCCCCAAACCGGUCCGCUUCAGGAACUCUAUCUGCAUAUUCGAGCACAACAUGGGCCAGCCCCUGAGGAGGCACUUCUCCGACUUCUUCCACCACAGCUACGGGGGCAUGGUGAACAGCGCGCUGGUGUUCAGGACCAUCACUGCCAUAGGGAACUAUGACUACAUGUGGGACUUCAUCUUCUACCAGAGCGGGUCCGUGGAGGCCAAGGUGCACGCGACCGGAUACAUCUCCUCCUCCUACCUGGUGGACGGGGCUCUGCGGCACGGACACCAGGUGGCGGAGAAGGUGCUGGGGAACAUCCACACACACUUCAUCAACUUCAAGGUGGACCUGGAUGUGUUGGGAGUAAAGAAUUUCUUUCAGACCAAAGACAUGGAAUAUGUAAAUGUUUCGCUGCCAUGGAUGCCUGAUCACUAUGCGAUGGUGCCUCAGCUGGUGGAGAAGCAACUGAAAACAGAAAAGGAGGCAGCGCUACGUUACGACACCAAGACUCCGCGCUACCUCCACAUCUCCAGCAACAAGACCAACCGCUGGGGUCACCAGCGCUCCUACAGGCUGCAGGUGUUCAGCUUCACAGGGGACAAUCUCCCCGAGAGCCAGGCCGAGGAGAGGGCCAUGUCCUGGGCCAGGUAUAAGGUUGCCAUCACCAAGCAUAAGGAUGGAGAGCAGACCAGCAGCAGUCUGUACAGUCAAAACGACAUCUGGUCUCCAGCUGUCGACUUCAGCAAGUACAUUGAAGACAACGAAAGCAUCGAAGACGAGGACCUGGUUGCCUGGGUGACCACCGGCUUCCUUCACAUCCCCCACUCCGAGGACAUCCCCAACACGGUAACCGUAGGCAACGGGGGCGGGGUCCUGCUGCGGCCACACAACUAUUUUGACAUGGACCCGUCUAUCCACUCUGCUGAUUCGGUGUACCUCUCCCCGGGCAGCGAGGACAGCUGUGACAGCAACAGGAUGGCCUGCCUUGCUCAAGAGACCUGCAGCCCCGUCCUGGAACCCUUCACCUAUGAAGGCUUCAAUGGAGUCAUUAAGUUUGAGGAUUGGGUCUAAUGUGUUUUUAGCCCUGAUGAACUCUAUUUGUUGACCUAUCAGGAAGCUUUUGUCCAUGUUACCAUGUUUAUAGAGGCAGUUUGGGACGUCACAUUAUGUGUGCUACAUAUGGGUCAGGGUUAAGGCUAGCAAGGAGCUCACCAGGCAAGAUGAAAGAAAUAUUUUAACAUUAGGAAAAUAUGCAAACUUCCUUUGUUGUGGAACAUUUAGUGGGGGAACAGCUAGCUCUGUCCUAAGUAAAAUAAAAACACCUUUUUUGGUUUACAAACAGAAUAGACCAUCUUUGCUAGGGACAAAAUGUAGGAGGCCAAUGACCCAUUCGUCCUUCAUGCUCGGAUAAUGCCUAACUUUUAACUCAAACUUUGUUUUUAACUCAACUUUUACAUUUCUCAUCUACACCUUACACAGUAGCAGGGCUAUCGUGGUGAUGAAAUCUUGAAACACUGACUCAAUAACAAACAAUACCAUCUUGGCUGUAACUAAACGCCAACUCAUGAUUUCAGGUGAAGUUUCAUGCUGGAACUAUUUCUUUUUGGACAACAUCCAGACUCAGUAGCUGCAGCUUCACAGUUUGUUUUCACACUAAGGUUGCCAAGUUUGGCAUCAGUUUGUCUGUAAUGACUAAAAACAAAGCUUUGCUGACAUAUAAACUACAUUUAAAUAUGUAACAAGGUAAAAACAGUGUAACCCAGAAAACCAUUAUUUGAAUAAUGCAAUUUCUGUUUGUGUAUCUAACAAACAAGUAUAAACAUCAUGUCAGUGAGCUUUAUAAGUGCUUUUUGAUUUCAGAAAGAGCCAGACAGGCUAGCUGUUUCUCCUUACUUCUAGUCUUUAUGCUAAACUACGCUAACCUACUGAUUCCAGCUAUGAACACACAGAGAUGAAUAAACUCAAUCUUCUCCCUUCCCUUUUGGUAAAAAGGAGAAUGAGGGUAUUCCCCAAAAUGUUGAAUAUCAAGAAAAAAGUCAGAAUUCUGAGAUCAAAUCAAAACUUAACAUUUUAUUUAACUUUUGGUCACACCCUCAUUUUCUUUCUCAUGUGGCCCUAAUCCUUGUCUGUGGAUGUCCAUGUCCGCAGAUAAUGACAUUUUAAACUUGUUGAUUAUCUGACUUUUUGUCUUGCGUUUCUAACCAAAUACCUGCACUAAUAAUGACAUUCGCAUCAGCUGCAUAUUGUGUUAGCUUCAAGUUGGCAAAUGUUAGAAUAUGAAUUAGCUUAAAUGCGACGGAUAACAUAGUAAACAUUAGACCUUAGACUGCUUAGUUCUUAUCAUGUUAGCAAUGUAAUUGCGAGUAAUAUAGCUUGCUGAUGUUAGCCUUUAGCUAAAAAGAAACACAGUGCAGCCUCAGAGUCACUAACAAAGCUUCAUUUUAUUUGUGGAAUUACCUAAUUUAGCAACAGGUUUGUUUUGUUUGUUCUGUUUUCCUUUUUUCCCUUUAAUAAUGAUAUCUGCCACACAAAUAGUAAGGAGCAUAUCACCAGUCAAAUGUUAUGAGUGGGAGAUUUCCUUACUUAUGAACAAGCCUAUUAUUGUUUAAACGACAUCCUUAAAGGUAGGGUAGGUAAGUUUGAGAAACCGGCUCGAGAUACACUUUUUGUUAUAUUCCAUGGAAUGCUCUUAACAUCAGAUAGCAAUGAAUAUCUUAAGUGCUUUGACAAAAAAUCCAUAAAAAAAUGUCAUCUGUGGAAGCCGUAAUACUGUAAAAAGCACGACCAAUCAUUUUAGCCAGCCCGGCUAAAAUAACUGGAUGGCCUACCUGCCUGUCAGCCUUCCAUCGGGGCACAAACUUAAUCUCGUGCCCUCAUUGGUCAUGUGCGCGUUCGUGUGUGUUGGAGGAGGGGCUCUAUAAGGAAGUGGCAGAUUUUCUCCGGUUGUGUAUUUUCAAAUUCUAGCGAUCUCGAGCCAGUUUCUCAAACUUACCUACCCUAACUUUAAUGUGAGCAAGCAAAUAGGCUAUGUGUUAAUUUUUUUGUAAUGUUGCACUUACCUUGCUUCUAUGCAAUCAAACACUUUUAAACAUGUUUCAAAUGUUUGUCAAAUGUUUGUCAAAUGUUUGUCAAAUGUUUGCCUAUUACAUUCAGAGAGACACAAUGCUUAUCUGCGUUUCCUAAUUACACUGUGAUGUAAACAGUAAUGUAAACACAGUAAAUUGACACUGUAGAGCCAACUGUGUGUAAAGCGUGCACUGAAUAAUAUGAGCAUCCAGUCGGGGUCACAGCCGGACCCCGCUCUGAUGCGACUCAGGGCUGGGACCACCAAACAGCUGACUGGUGUAUUUUUUAUAUUUUUUAUACAGGUCAACGUUGUGAGGAAUGUUUUUGUUGUUUUUCCUCUCAAAAUAAAAGAAGAGAUUAUUUGUCAAAGA